CUUGCAUCCAUUUAGUAGCCCAUCUUUUACACAAACAUACCAAAAUGCGUGAGAUCGUUCACCUUCAAACCGGCCAAUGCGGUAACCAAAUUGGUGCCGCUUUCUGGCAGACCAUCUCGGGCGAGCACGGCCUCGAUAGCAAUGGCGUGUACAAUGGAACCUCGGAGCUCCAGCUCGAGCGGAUGAACGUCUACUUCAACGAGGCGUCCGGCAACAAGUAUGUCCCUCGUGCCGUCCUGGUCGACCUGGAGCCCGGCACCAUGGACGCGGUCCGUGCUGGUCCCUUUGGCCAGCUCUUCCGUCCCGACAACUUUGUCUUCGGCCAGUCCGGUGCCGGAAACAACUGGGCCAAGGGCCACUACACAGAAGGUGCUGAACUUGUUGACCAAGUUCUUGACGUCGUCCGUCGCGAGGCGGAGGGCUGCGACUGCCUCCAAGGCUUCCAGAUCACGCACUCGCUCGGUGGUGGUACUGGUGCUGGUAUGGGUACUCUCCUGAUCUCCAAGAUCCGCGAGGAGUUCCCCGACCGCAUGAUGGCGACUUUCUCGGUCGUGCCGUCGCCCAAGGUCUCGGAUACCGUCGUUGAGCCCUACAACGCCACCCUAUCCGUUCACCAGCUCGUUGAGAAUUCCGAUGAGACAUUCUGCAUUGACAAUGAGGCUCUCUACGACAUCUGCAUGCGCACCCUGAAGCUGUCGAACCCCUCAUAUGGCGACCUCAACUACCUGGUUUCGGCCGUCAUGUCGGGCGUAACCGUCUCGCUGCGCUUCCCUGGCCAACUCAACUCGGACCUCCGCAAGCUGGCCGUCAACAUGGUUCCAUUCCCGCGUCUGCAUUUCUUCAUGGUUGGCUUCGCCCCGCUGACCAGCCGUGGCGCGUAUACAUUCCGUGCCGUCUCGGUGCCCGAGUUGACGCAGCAGAUGUUCGACCCCAAGAACAUGAUGGCUGCCUCUGACUUCCGCAACGGCCGCUACCUGACCUGCUCUGCGAUCUUCCGCGGCAAGGUCUCGAUGAAGGAGGUUGAGGAUCAGAUGCGCAAUGUGCAGAACAAGAACUCGUCCUACUUCGUCGAGUGGAUCCCCAACAACGUGCAGACGGCUCUGUGCUCGAUCCCACCCCGGGGCCUGAAGAUGUCGUCUACCUUUGUUGGCAACUCGACGGCCAUCCAGGAGCUGUUCAAGCGUAUCGGCGAGCAGUUCACUGCCAUGUUCCGUCGCAAGGCUUUCUUGCACUGGUACACUGGUGAGGGUAUGGACGAGAUGGAGUUCACUGAGGCCGAAUCCAACAUGAACGAUCUGGUCUCCGAGUACCAGCAAUACCAGGACGCUGGUGUUGAUGAGGAGGACGAGGAAUAUGAGGAGGAGGCGCCCGUUGAGGGCGAGGAGUAGGCUUCUUGAGUCCUGCUGCAAGCUCAUUGCCUUCAUAACUUGUAUGGGAUCAGGCUUGCUUGUCCACCGGCUGUGCGGAUAGUACCUGAUAGCAGCCAAAGCAUGGCUAUUCGCCUUGUACGCAGCCGUGUCCCAUAUCCGGACGUUUCUUUCGAGUUUAGCGGGAAGUUGUCAUCUAUGUUGUCCGUAAUUAUGAAGCAGGGAAGGAACUGGUCAAGAGGCUAGACGUACGCUUGACACGGUCUGGCUUUUGGCCGAACCCCCCUUUUUAUUCAUAGCACGUCAGAAAUACACACACCUGGCUUAGUGGUGUCUAAUAAUUGCUAACACUGCCCUUGCAUGUCUCUCUCCCCGGGAGUGUCUAGUGAA
Messenger RNA from Canariomyces notabilis, 1757 nucleotides. Its product is annotated as beta-tubulin. NCBI's taxonomy places the organism in Eukaryota, Fungi, Ascomycota, Sordariomycetes, Sordariales, Chaetomiaceae. The record is from RefSeq and is a predicted model, not a curated record. Bases 45 to 1388 code for a protein of 447 amino acids. Gene Ontology annotation, cellular component: cytoplasm; microtubule. The transcript is spliced from 7 exons. Gene Ontology annotation, molecular function: GTPase activity; GTP binding; structural constituent of cytoskeleton. Gene Ontology annotation, biological process: microtubule cytoskeleton organization; mitotic cell cycle.